AGUGAUCAGCGACCCUCUUUUUAAACUCGUUGAUUAGCUUUUAUUUUGAAAGCUUUGACAGAAAAGCGACCGCUGAGACUUUUAUUCUGAAGGCCACCGGAAGCCGUUGACGCUGAACUAUCUAAAUUAUAUCAGAAAACGCUUGUCGUGUUUAGAAGAUUUAAAUGGAGAUUUUAAACAGCUUAGUUAAGUUUCUUAACUGAAGAUGUGAUUUAGUGGGAUGAAGACGAUGACUGUGAUAAACGACAUGCCGGAGACUAAGUCUGGAACAUGUUUAUCGGUUGCCUGACAACAGAGAGAAAAGAUGAUGGCGGAUGAAGGAAGACGAGGGGAGGAAGAGGACCGUGGCCCCGGAGCGGUCCAUCAGGUCUUCGUGGUGAUGGAGGGUCUGCUGGAGAAGUUAAAGGUGCUCAACUAUGAGGAGGAAAUCCUGGCCAAACACAACAUGAAAAAUCUGUCCAGACACUACUUUGUCUCCAGUCCGUACCUGGCGGUGAACCCGGGCGAGCAGUACUUCCUGUUCACCGUCAUCGCGGCGUGGCUCAUCAACGAGGCGGGCCGGCCGUUCACGGCGCCGCAGGAGCACGAUGAGCCCAACGCCACCGUGUCCAACAUCCUGUCGGAGCUCCGGGCCUUUGGUGUCAAGGUGGACUUCCCGCCCUCCAAGCUGAAGUCCGGCUCAGGCGAGUUUGUCUGCUUUGUUUUGGACCGCCUGGCCGAGGAGGCUCUGAAGAGGAAGGGCUUCUCCUUCAGGAGACCCAACUACCCAACAGAAACCACAGAAGAAGAGUCGGUGAUCGAGGACGACGCAGAGCUCACGCUCAGCAGAGUGGAGGAGGAGAUGAUCGAGGAGCCUGACGACGAGGAGGAGAACGUGAUGGACCUGGAGGCUCUGAAGUUACGCACCUGUCACACGGAUGCAGAAGCCUCCUCCAAACCCGACGAGAUCCUGGAGGCCACGGUGGACGCGGCGGAGUGGAGCCUGGAGGUGGAGAGGGUCUUGCCGCAGCUCAAAGUCACCAUCAGGACCGACAACAAGGACUGGAGGAUCCACGUGGAGCAGAUGCAUCAACACAGGGACGGCAUCAAGUCCUCGCUCAAAGAGGCCACGAGCUACCUGGACAGACUGCAGGAGGACAUCGGUAAGACUCUGGAGAAGGUGAGCAGCCGAGAGAAAUACAUCAACAACCAGCUGGAGCAUCUGAUCCAGGAGUACCGCAGCGCCCAGGCCAAACUCAGCCAGGCGAAGGAGCGCUACCAGCAGGCCAGCGGGGGAGUUACUGAGAGGACCAGAGUCCUGGCAGAGAUCAGUGAGGAGCUGGAGAAGGUGAAGCAGGAGAUGGAGGAGAAAGGCAGCAGCAUGUCUGACGGAGCUCCGGUGGUGAAGAUCAAGCAGAGUUUGACCAAGCUGAAGCAGGAGAUUGUUCAGAUGGACGUGAGAAUCGGCGUCGUCGAGCACACGCUGCUGCAGGCCAAACUCAAAGAGAAGUCCAACAUGACGCGCGACAUGCACGCCACCAACCUCCCGGAGCCCGCCUCCGGGACCUUCUCUUAGCCACACCUCCACGCUGGGCCCCUCUCUUAGGCACACCUCCACACUGGGCCCCUCUCUUAGGUACAGCUCCACGCUGGGCCCCUCUCUUAGGUACAGCUCCACGCUGGGCCCCUCUCUUAGGUACAGCUCCACGCUGGGCCCCUCUCUUAGGCACACCUCCACACUGGGCCCUUCUGUUAGGUACAGCUCCACACUGGGCCCUUCUGUUAGGUACAGCUCUACACUGGGCCCUUCUCUUAGGUACAGCUCCACGCUGGGCCCCUCUCUUAGGUACAGCUCCAAGCUGGGCCCUUCAGUUAGGCACACCUCCACGCUGGGCCUCUCUCUUAGGUACAGCUCCACGCUGGGCCCUUCUCUUAGGUUCAACUCCACGCUGGGCCCCUCUCUUAGGUACAGCUCCAAGCUGGGCCCUUCAGUUAGGCACACCUCCACGCUGGGCGCCUCUCUUAGGUACAGCUCCACGCUGGGCCCUUCUCUUAGGUUCAACUCCACGCUGGGCCCUUCUCUUAGGCACACCUCCACACUGGGCCCUUCUCUUAGGCACACUUCCACGCCGGGCCCUUCUGUUAGGUACAGCUCCACGCCGGGCCCUUCUGUUAGGUACACCUCCACGCCGGGCCCUUCUGUUAGUUACAGCUCCACGCAUGGCCCUUCUCUUAGGUACAGCUCCAGGCUGGGCCCUUCUGUUAGGCACACCUCCACACUGGGCCCUUCUGAACUGAAAGUCUCCUGAUGUUGGAUCCUUCUAAACCCUUUUUUAUUUUUCUAAACAACAGUCAGGGUGUAAUUGAAUCCCUUUGACUCUUCAUCCUGAUUGUCAUUAUUUAUUUCUGUUUUCUAUGUUUAUGGAUAGCAUUUGUUAUCACUUGUGUGUAUGAAUAUAAAAUAAAUGUUAAUGCUGUUAGAA
This is a messenger RNA of Eleginops maclovinus (Patagonian blennie), 2462 nucleotides long. RefSeq names its product intraflagellar transport 57 homolog (Chlamydomonas) (gene ift57). Gene Ontology annotation, cellular component: Golgi apparatus; cilium; intraciliary transport particle B. The record is from RefSeq and is a predicted model, not a curated record. The transcript is spliced from 12 exons. The coding region runs from base 305 to 1555 and encodes 416 amino acids. Gene Ontology annotation, biological process: intraciliary transport; non-motile cilium assembly. Lineage: Eukaryota; Metazoa; Chordata; Actinopteri; Perciformes; Eleginopidae.